GGUUGAUCUUGACCAACUAGAUCUUCUUGAGGAAAAGCAUCAACAAGGUAAUUCUUCAACAUCUUCUUCUACAUCUUCGCGCCCUCUGAAGUUUGUUUCCUUUGACAAAGAGCCCAUCGCCAGCGGUAGCAUAGCCCAAGUCUACAAAGCAGAGGUCGAAGGAUUUGGGCCUGUGGCAGUCAAAGUCCGACAUCCCGAUGUCCGAGAGCAGGUGGAUACAGACCUUUCCCUAGUGCAUGGAUUUUGCACCUUCGUCAGCAGAUUCGAACCAUUUGUAUGGGACAAGGAGAAGAAUUUAUAUGAGGAAGAUGAGCGUUGUCAAGUUGUAGGUCCUCUACUCAAACUCAAUAACAUUCAGUUUCAAGUUGUAGGUCUAGUACUCAAACUCAAUAUUCAGUUUCAGGAUCCAAGAGGAACCGCCUCUGACAGAGUUGUAAGAAAUCAAAAUCAGAGCAUGAGAACUAAUUCGUCCGCAUGUGUUGUGCUCCUGCCCAACUUCACUUCUUCACCUCACGCUUGGAUGGAGCUGCCGGUGACCAUUGACGAGUUCCGCAAAGUUCUAGUGGAGCAAACCGACCUCUCUCUCGAAGCUAAAAACUUGAAUAUCUUCCGGCAACAAUUCGGUAUCUCCGAUGAGGAGGCCACAAGAAGAACAGCGGGAGCGUCUUUGGUGACCUUUCCGAGGCCUCUUGCAGCGACUGAGCGUGUCUUAGUCGAGGAGUUCGUCGACGCCAAGCCGUUGUCAUAUUUCAUCGAAAACCCGCAAAGCUACAAGUAUGAGCAAAAUGGAUGUGGAUCUCAUUUGCUUGUUACGUAGUUUGAUUGGAUGAGUACCCUCCUGGGGCAGAAGCAUCCCUCCUCCUUCUAAUGCAAUAUAGUGCUACACGAAUCCUUGAACUGACCACAGGCCGCUGUGAGUUUUACUGUGCUUGCUCUAACAUGCCGAAGAGCUCGCUCGUCUAGGAAUGCAGGUGUUAAAUCGGAUGAUAUUUUUGCACAACUUCGUCCAUGCUGAUUGCCACAGUGGAAAUCUGUUCUUCAAAGUGACUGACCGACGAGAAGAACUUCGGAAAGAGCGGACAGACCUGAAGAUCGAAGUAGGAUCCAAAAUCCGAGGGACGAGGAGCAGCGUAGGGGUGAAGAUGAAGCACGGGGGAGUGGAGCCGGCGAAGAAGAUGGAGUUGCAAGAAGAGCAGGAUCAUACCAGAAUGACCAGUGAGAAAACAACUUCUGCAGGUGGGUCAGAUGAAAGCCACACGACUAAGAACCGCUCCUCAUCAUUCAGCUGUCUCUCAUUAUUCAGCACUAUGCCGAAACCUCCAGACGACGACUCCUCCUCCUCCUCCUCAGAUACGGGAUCAUGGCUUGCCGUUUGCGGAUCUCUCGCAAGAAAUGCGUUCCAAUCUGCCUCUAUCGAGAUCACAGAUACCGCAUUGGACACCGCACAGUUCUGCAUCGACAAGGCUUUCGGGUUGUAUACUGGAAUCUACAGGAGCGACGAGAACAACCCCCUGCCUUCGAUGUAUGCUCCCGGUCUUUGGUAUAGCCUCAAUUUGAUCAUAAGGGAAAACAAGAAGAGAACCCUUGUGAUCAAAUUCAGGGUACCAAAUACCGGAGCCAUUCACUCGAGUGCUGGAUCGAACACUACAAGUUCUUGUAGGAGCACAUCCUUAUCUUCAACAGCCCUACAAGAAGACCCGGAGAAACGAUCGCUGCGACUGUUUCGGAAGAAGGAACACCGGUUUUUGGACAUAGAAAUGGUCAUCUUUGAUGUGGGGAUGGUCACGGCGUUGACACAAAACGAUCGUCGGAAAUUCAUGCAACUAGUGAAAGGGAUCAUAACACGCGACACAGAAGGAUGCGCGCAAAUGCUGCAGGGGCUUUGUCGUGUAGGUGGGGAACGGGAGGAGAAGGAGCAGCAGCAGGGGUCCACUAAAUCUAAAACGACCUCCGAGGAGGUUGCUUGUUCCUCUUCAACUACAACUUGUAGAAGUCAUACUUCUGAUCAACAUGCCAUUCUUUCGUCGUCCACGUCCACAGCCACCACAUCCCCGACUUGUACCACGAUGCCUACUAAGUCUUUCGACCGACGGCGAUCUCGGAGGAGUAUUCUGAUAGAUCAUUGUGUCCAGGACAUGCGAGCGUUGUUCACAGAGCUGAAUCGAGUCCCGCUUCACAAAGUGAACGUUGGCGGUGCUUUGAGGCAGACGUUGGAUAUCAUUUCCUCACACCGUUUGAAGGUUGAAGGACAUUUUGGCGCGUUGUUGAGUUCUUUGAUCAUCCUUGAGGGAAUGGCAAAGGAGUUGGACCCUAAUAUCAACGUGAUGGGGUCAACAGCGCCCUUCUUGAUGAACACAGCUGUGGAAGCUUUUAUGGCGGGGGAGGGGGAACACGAACAAUGUUGAAUAUGUGAUAAGUAUCUGCAUAGGGGGAACAAAGAAUAUGAUGUCUAUUACGCUGAGAACGAAACCCUUUGGUCUUCCUCACUCCAUCCUACUAUUUUUACGCUGAGAAGUAAGAUGUCCUCUGAAGCAUUCCCAUGAAAAAGAUGAACUUGAAGUUUUGGAACGGUGUUGAGGACUCUGCUUGCACUUCGCUGAUACAUUGCACUCAGCUGGCGG
This is a messenger RNA of Amoebophrya sp. A25, 2621 nucleotides long. Lineage: Eukaryota; Dinophyceae; Syndiniales; Amoebophryaceae. The record is from the annotation of a GenBank genome assembly.